AUGAAAAUGUGUUGCGCGCUCUCACUUUUAACAGCAGCAGUGGUGGCGGCGGCAAACAGUGGCAGCACCACUGAGAUGCGGAUUCCAAUACAGCAGCAGCGGCAGCGGCAGCCGCAGCCGCAGCAGCAGCAGUGCAUCAAGUUGAAUGUUGAUGAUGUUUCUGUAGCUGAAAUCUUUCAAAAUCAUCACAAAGCUAAAUGUUUGCUCGGCAACCCGGAGUACAGCGCGCUCAUCUACGAAAGAGAUAAAUUUAUUUUGGCCCUUUGCACACUGGAGCUGCUCAUGUCCACUGGCUGUUAUGUGAUCAUAAUAAGCUCCAUGCUGCGACAAGCAAACAGUCAUGUGGCACUCUACGAUCGCAUCAAUGCGUUGGACCAGAAGUUGAUGCGCGAGUUCGGUGCAAAUUUAAAUUAUCACAAACUGAUGCUGAAAAAUGGCAUUCAGGUGGGCCUAUUGGCUCUUGUCUACCUCGCAGCUAUUUCUUUGGCAAUGAAGCAAGCACUACCAAAUGCGAACGAAUAUUUAGUCGGCAGUCUUGUUUUCUUAUAUGCAGCCAUCACCUGCGGACUCCACGUCACUUGCUAUAUGCAUUCGAAUUUCGCCGAAAUGUUACGUGUUCGCUUUCGUUUGCUACAAAAGUUACUCGAUGCGAAUUAUUUGCGCAAGAUGUUUCCGCAAUCGCCACGACGUACAGCUAGCCUUCAUAGCCUCGUGGAUAUGGUGCGUACGCUGCAUGAAUUCAUUGACUCUGUAAAUGAGGUGCAUCGCGUUGGUUUGUCAGUGGGUGUGGCGCAUGAUUUUAUGACGGUAAUAACUGUAUUGUACCUGGUCUUCGGGCAUUCGUUGGGUGAGCGUGUGAAUUACACAUUUUUUGCACAAGGCAUUUUGUGGCUAUUUUUGCCACUGCACAAAUUCAUCACCGCGCCCGUCUACUGUGACAUGGCUAUUAAAGAGGGUAAACGUUGCCUGCGUCUAGUCGAACACAUCGAUAUCCGGUUCCCGAAUGUCAAAUCAGCCAAACUGUUGGUUGAGACUACAAUGCAUUGGUGUCUGAGUAAUAAAUUUGAGUUUACUUGCGGCUUGAAUAUGAUUUACAAUCGCACAAUCAUUGCAACGAUAACGGCAGUCAUCUUUAAUUAUCUGCUCGUUGUCAUACAGUUCCGCAUGACUCAAUUAAUGGGCGAGCAAAUGGGCGAACAGAAAACCCAAAUGCAGGAUUGGAUUAUUAACGACUAA
Messenger RNA from Anastrepha ludens (Mexican fruit fly), 1236 nucleotides. RefSeq names its product putative gustatory receptor 57a (gene Gr57a). Gene Ontology annotation, biological process: sensory perception of taste. Bases 1 to 1236 code for a protein of 411 amino acids. The transcript has 5 exons. NCBI's taxonomy places the organism in Eukaryota, Metazoa, Arthropoda, Insecta, Diptera, Tephritidae. The record is from RefSeq and is a predicted model, not a curated record. Gene Ontology annotation, cellular component: membrane.